AUGCAAUUUAACACAAAAGUCAUCAACAGUUUCAUAGUCAUCUACAAGUACACAGUCAUCUACAAGUACACAGUCAUCUACAAGUACACAGUCAUCUACAAGUACACAGUCAUCUACAAGUACCCAGUCAUCUACAAGCACAUAGUCAUCUACAAGUACACAGUCAUCUAUAAGUACACAGUCAUCUACAAGUACACAGUCAUCUACAAGUACAUAGUCAUCUACAAGUACACAGUCAUCUACAAGUACACAGUCAUCUACAAGUACACAGUCAUCUACAAGUACACAGUCAUCUACAAGUACACAGUCAUCUACAACUACACAGUCAUCUACAAGUACACAGUCAUCUACAAGUACACAGUCAUCUACAAGUACACAGUCAUCUACAAGAACACAGUCAUCUACAAGUACACAGUCAUCUACAAGAACACAGUCAUCUACAAGUACACAGUCAUCUACAAGAACACAGUCAUCUACAAGUACACAGUCAUCUACAAGUACACAGUCAUCUACAAGUACACAGUCAUCUACAAGUACACAGUCAUCUACAAGUACACAGUCAUCUACAGGUACACAGUCAUCUACAAGUACACAGUCAUCUACAAGUGCACAGUCAUCUACAAGAACACAGUCAUCUACACCUUCACAGUCAUCUACACCUUCACAGUCAUCUACAAGUACACAGUCAUCUACAAGUACACAGUCAUCUACAAGAACACAGUCAUCUACAAGUACACAGUCAUCUACAAGUACACAGUCAUCUACACCUUCACAGUCAUCUACAAGUACACAGUCAUCUACAAAUACCCAGUCAUCUACACCUUCACAUACACAGUCAUCUACACCUUCACAGUCUUCUACAAGUACCCAGUCAUCUACAAGAACACAGUCAUCUACAAGUACACAGUCAUCUACAAGAACACAGUCAUCUACAAGUACACAGUCAUCUACAAGUACACAGUCAUCUACAAGUACACAGUCAUCUACAAGAACACAGUCAUCUACAAGUACACAGUCAUCUACAAGUACACAGUCAUCUACAGGUACACAGUCAUCUACAAGUACACAGUCAUCUACAAGUACACAGUCAUCUACAAGUACACAGUCAUCUACAAGAACACAGUCAUCUACAAGUACACAGUCAUCUACAAGUACACAGUCAUCUACAAGAACACAGUCAUCUACAAGUACCCAGUCAUCUACACCUUCACAGUCAUCUACAAGUACACAGUCAUCUACAAGAACACAGUCAUCUACAAGUACACAGUCAUCUACAAGUACACAGUCAUCUACACCUUCACAGUCAUCUACAAGUACACAGUCAUCUACAAGUACACAGUCAUCUACACCUUCACAGUCAUCUACAAGUACACAGUCAUCUACAAGUACACAGUCAUCUACAAGUACACAGUCAUCUACAAGUACUCAGUCAUCUACAAGUACACAGUCAUCUACAAGUACCCAGUCAUCUACAAGUACACAGUCAUCUACAAGUACACAGUCAUCUACACCUUCACAGUCAUCUACAAGUAUACAGUCAUCUACACCUUCACAGUCAUCUACAAGUACACAGUCAUCUACAAGUACACAGUCAUCUACAAGUACACAGUCAUCUACAAGAACACAGUCAUCUACAAGUACACAGUCAUCUACAAGAACACAGUCAUCUACACCUUCACAGUCAUCUACAAGAACACAGUCAUCUACAGGUACACAGUCAUCUACACCUUCACAGUCAUCUACAAGUACACAGUCAUCUACACCUUCACAGUCAUCUACAAGUACACAGUCAUCUACAAGUACACAGUCAUCUACAAGUACACAGUCAUCUACACCUUCACAGUCAUCUACAAGAACACAGUCAUCUACAAGAACACAGUCAUCUACAAGUACACAGUCAUCAACAAGUACACAGUCAUCUACACCUUCACAGUCAUCUACAAGUACACAGUCAUCUACACCUUCACAGUCAUCUACAAGAACACAGUCAUCUACAAGAACACAGUCAUCUACAAGAACACAGUCAUCUACAAGAACACAGUCAUCUACAAGUACACAGUCAUCUACAAGUACACAGUCAUCUACAAGCACACAGUCAUCUACAAGAACACAGUCAUCUACACCUUCACAGUCAUCUACAAGAACACAGUCAUCUACAAGUACACAGUCAUCUACACCUUCACAGUCAUCUACAAGUACACAGUCAUCUACAAGUACACAGUCAUCUACAAGUACACAGUCAUCUACAAGUACACAGUCAUCUACAAGUACACAGUCAUCUACAAGUACACAGUCAUCUACACCUUCACAGUCAUCUACAAGUACACAGUCAUCUACAAGAACACAGUCAUCUACAAGUACACAGUCAUCUACAAGUACACAGUCAUCUACAAGUACCAAGUCAUCUACAAGAACACAGUCAUCUACAAGUACACACGAGUAUCCACUACAAGCUUGAGGAAGCAGUCCUCAACUUGA
Molecule: messenger RNA, 2478 nt
Organism: Procambarus clarkii (red swamp crayfish)
Lineage: Eukaryota; Metazoa; Arthropoda; Malacostraca; Decapoda; Cambaridae
Source: RefSeq, a predicted model, not a curated record